This is a messenger RNA of Glycine soja, 870 nucleotides long. RefSeq lists its product as uncharacterized. The transcript has a single exon. The record is from RefSeq and is a predicted model, not a curated record. Bases 158 to 715 code for a protein of 185 amino acids. Lineage: Eukaryota; Viridiplantae; Streptophyta; Magnoliopsida; Fabales; Fabaceae.
UGUGAUUUAUGCAGUCCCCCACAUCACCUACAAGAGUAUCAUUUCCCUCUUUCACAAUAGCCACUUUCUCCUAGUGAUAUAUAGCAAGGUCUAACAAUUCUAGCUAAUAACUUAACUCAAUUCAACUCAAACCAACAUCACCAACAAGGUUCAAAAUAUGGAGAUGAAGAGAGAAAUUACCAAGGAGGAAGAGCACAAGGAGGAUAGCAUGCACACUAUAGUGUUCACAGCAGGUACAUUUCUUCUGAUGGUGUGUCUAAAGCACUUUCUAGUUGAGCAGUGGCGUGCUUGGGUGUUCCUCAUCCUCAAUGUCAUUUUGUUAGCUAUCCUAUUCAUGUCUCUGAGGCCAGCCAAGUUGGAGGAGGAUCACAGUUCAGAAAGUGAAAGCAGUGUUGAAGAAGUGAAAAGUGACAAUAAAUUAGAGAAAAAGUGGCCAAGUGGGGGGUCUCAAGAAGAAACUGAAAAAGGAAAAGAUUGCUACAUAAAACAAUGUUGUAGUAGUAGUAGUAGUACCUAUGCUCUUGUUGAGAAUGAAAGAGAAGAUGAUGAGGAAGAGGAAGAGGAGGAGGAGGAAGAGCAGGUUCCAGUGCUGUCCAAGGAGGAAUUGAAUGAGAGGGUGGAAGCUUUCAUUGCAAUGUUUAGGCAGCAUUUGAUCUCUGAUGUCAAACAAGCUGAAAGUUUCAGGCUCCACAAGAUUGAAGUGUCUUGCUGUUGAGGCUUGUGUUCUAAAAACAGCUACAAAUUUUGUUUUUGUUUUUUUGUUUUUAUUUCUUCUAAAUGAUUAAGUAUGUUCUUCACUGCUAUAUUGUUUGGAUUGAUCAUUUGCUGGCCUCUUGUUCACAUUAUCUUGAUUCCUUUUAUUACUGAUAA